AUGGCCACCUCGACGAUAACCUCGUCUCCCACGCGCUCCCCGCCCUGGUCAGCUACUCCGGCCCGCGAAUGCCUCAUUCCCCGCGAAACAAUCAGCUGGAACAACUAUUGCGGUUUCUACGCGACUUCAUGGGGUGGGUGCCCUUCUGGCUACGCGCCGGCUUGCAGUACGGCCGUGGACACAGCCGACCCCUUUGUAUCGAAGCGGACGAUCACCGACGGAGGCCAGGCAACCUUGACAUAUGAGUGGUGGUUGAAGAGCCACUCCCAAGUGAUAUGCUGUCCAGGCACACUGCCUUGGUCAUGCACAGCGGGAGCAAACUGCAUCUUGACCACGACGGCCGGCUUCCUCGCCUCCGACCCAGCCCAGACCUCGCCAUCUCCGAUCUACGCCUACGGCAUCACAUACUCUGUGGAAGUACGCGAGUCCGUGGCAUCCACCAAGAGACUGGCCAAUUACGAAACAUCGUACUAUGGAGACGGGAAACCUGUCAGCGAGGCCUGCGAUGAAAGUUCCUGCCUCGGGGCGUUCACGGCGCCAGAGUCGAGGAACAUCUAUCCCUACGCGUCCCCGACGACCACGGCCGGGAAUGCAGCAGCUACGGACGGGCCGUUCGUCUUGCAGCCGCCGGAGAAGAUGGGACAGCUCGGCCCACUGGCCGUUGUUGCGAUCACGGGGUUGUUGGGGGCCGUGCUGCUGACGAUCGCGCUCUUGUCUCCGUUCAUGGGUGAGUAUUUUCGCCGCAAGGAGGGGCAGAAGCAGUCGCGAACGAUAAAUAGCCAGUAG
Colletotrichum tamarilloi is the source of this 786-nucleotide messenger RNA. RefSeq lists its product as uncharacterized. The coding region runs from base 1 to 786 and encodes 261 amino acids. The record is from RefSeq and is a predicted model, not a curated record. The transcript has 2 exons. Lineage: Eukaryota; Fungi; Ascomycota; Sordariomycetes; Glomerellales; Glomerellaceae.